AUGUCUACCUUUAAGGAGGAUGUCAAGGACGAACUAUUCAAGAUGGAUCAACCUGAAACUCUGGACGAGUACAUCAAAAUGGCUGUUCGAAUCGGCAACCGACUAUAUGGCGGCGUCAGCAGAAACGUCAAGGGAACCAAGGCCGACCAUACCAUUUGCCCGUUUCUGAACAAGUUUGCGGUGUGCUACCUCGACGACAUCCUCAUCUAUUCUAAGAACCACGAGGAGCACCAACAGCAUGUCAAGGCCGUGCUCGACGCAUUGCAUAAAGGAGAACUCUCGGUCAAUCAAGAGAAGAGCGAGUUCCAUGUGACAAGGACUGUUUUCUUGGAUUACGAAAUUUCCCCAGGAGAGUUGCGUAUGAAACCCGGAAAGGUCAACACCAUCAGGGACUAG
Molecule: messenger RNA, 396 nt
Organism: Thermochaetoides thermophila DSM 1495
Lineage: Eukaryota; Fungi; Ascomycota; Sordariomycetes; Sordariales; Chaetomiaceae
Exons: 2
Coding region: 1-396 (131 amino acids)
Source: RefSeq, a predicted model, not a curated record